Anneissia japonica is the source of this 891-nucleotide messenger RNA. RefSeq lists its product as uncharacterized. The record is from RefSeq and is a predicted model, not a curated record. The transcript is spliced from 4 exons. Lineage: Eukaryota; Metazoa; Echinodermata; Crinoidea; Comatulida; Comatulidae. The coding region runs from base 118 to 681 and encodes 187 amino acids.
ACAGAGAUAACUGCACAACGGACCAACUGUUCCUAAACCUGAACAGAUAGAAUGAGUCUGGUUUAUAAUAUUAUGCAUUUAGUCUGAUAUAGGCCAAUAUUUGAUGAACCUGAUAAUAUGGAGAUUUUCUACGAAAGAUUAUCACUGUUGUUGUUACUACUAUUAAGCAAAUUGUCCAUCUCUUUAACCCAACAAUCAACAGAUGUUUCAAGAGAUAAGUCUGCUGGUCAGUCUUCAACUGAUAGUCCCAGUAGUGAUUAUUUUGCUGAUUUAGCUGUUGAUGGUUCUGAUAGUACAUGUUCUCAAACAAUAGUGCAACAGCAGAAUCCUUAUUAUUGGUUUGUUGAUUUAGGAGACAUCUACAGUGUUAACUAUGUUCUUAUAUAUCCAGAAAAUGGAAACCAAGCCAGUCUGAUUGACACUGAGGUGUAUGUUGAAAAGACAUAUGCAGUCCCUAGUAGUAGUAGUAGUAACCUGUGUGGAUCUACUAUCACCACAUCAACCAUGCUGAGAUCCUCCAGUUACUACUUCAUAAACUGCAUUCCAUCAAUUAAUGGACGUUAUGUUUUCUUAUAUCGAAGUGGCACUAAUAACAUGAAGCUCACUCUGUGUGAAGUUCUAGUGUAUGGAGGUACAAACAUUCAUUUUUUUUUUGUGGAAUCACUUGCCUGUUUCUGUUAAAGACCAUUCUCAAAUUUAGUCAUCAUUUUAUAAUUGUACUAUUAAUGAGUUAAUGAGCAUCAUGACAUUAUUUUACCUACUGUAUUAACAAAACAGAUCGAGGCCUGUAUUCAGAAAAUAGUCCACUUUUGAGAAUACAGCUAGAAUGUUUAAGAAAGUUUUUCUAUCAAUUUUGUGCUUGGAUGGCAUGCCAUCAGUAAUACUGUACAG